ACGCAGACAGCAUCACUCAAUAGGAUGUUGGCUCGCGCAGCAUCCGCGCUCGGCCAAUAGCAGACUGGUACCGCACGCGCGCCGUCUGUCUCCUCUGCGGCAGUGCUGGUCCUGGUGUGUGGGGUUUUGGGGAGGAUUGUUUGGCGUUUCACCCAUUCUCCCGGCCUGGUUUUUAACUGUUAAAUCAUCAAGAUGGUAACCUCAGCCAUGUUUCGUUGUAUCCUCGCCUCCCUCUUCUUAUCAGCUGCUGCAAUUAAGCCCAGGAUCUUUGAACCCAGAAUCUUUGACAAGGAAGCAACAGGUUUUGGGCCCAUAUUUGAAGAGGAGCCUUUGGACACAGUGUAUGCAGAGGAUUCUCCAGAGAACAAAAUCUCCAUGAACUGCAGGGUGCGGGCCAACCCACCAGCCUAUAUCAAAUGGUGGUUGAACAAUUGGGAAAUUAAACUGAUGGAGCAGCCUGAUGAGCACUUCAGCCUGGUGGGCGGAAACCUGGUCAUCACCAACCCAGACAAGGGAAAGCAUGCUGGGAAAUAUGUGUGUGUGGCCAAGAAUGUGUACGGCACUGUCAUCAGCAAGGAGGCCACUGUCACGUUUGGAUACCUGAAUCAGUUCCCCACAGAUGAGAGAGAGCCAGUGAAUGUGAAGGAGGGGCAGGGGGCGGUGCUGCUGUGUUCCCCUCCAUCUCGCUAUCCAAGUGAGGUGAUGUUUCGCUGGAUCUACAAUGAUUUCCCCAACUUCAUCAACCCCGACCAGAGGCGUUUUGUGUCUCAGUCCACUGGGAAUCUGUACAUCGCUAAAGUUGAGGCCUCGGAUGUUGGGAAUUACUCUUGUUUUGUGUCAAGCCCCACCAUCGGCAAGAGUGUUUUCAGCAUGCCUAUAACUCUGAUUCCACAAAUAGAGAAGGAGGUAAAGAGAUAUCCUGCUGAUAUUCGUGUUAAAUUUCCCAAGACCUAUGCUUUGGUGGCACAGAACAUCACGCUGGAGUGCUUUGCCCUUGGAAAUCCACUCCCACACAUCCGCUGGAGAAAGUUAGAUGCUGAUCUUCCACCUAACUAUGAGGUCAGCAUGAAUGGAGCUUUGCUGCACCUGCUUAAUGUGCAGUAUGAGGACGAGGGCAGUUACGAGUGUGAGACACUCAAUGUUAAGGGGAUGGACUGGUAUCGGCAGUGGCUCUAUGUGGAAGGUGCCCCAGAAUGGGCGGAGCACAUCAAUGACACAGAGAAAGAUGUUGGCAGCGAGCUCACACUGAGAUGCGUUGCUGUGGGGAAGCCAUUACCGUGGAUACGCUGGCUGAAAGAUGGCUACUCAUAUGGUAAAGGGGAGCUGAAGUUCUCCAGUCUCACGUUUGAGGACUCUGGAAUGUAUCAGUGUAUUGCGGAGAAUGAAUGGGGCACCAUCUACGCCAACGCAGAGCUACGGGUUGUCUCUUGUGCACCAACGUUCAUUUAUAAUCCAGUGAAGAAGGUUCUGCUAGGGGCUGAAAAUGGACGUGUGGUGAUAGAGUGUCAACCUCGUGCUGCUCCUAAACCCAAGUUUAUCUGGAAACGAGGUUCUGAACUGCUGACCAACUCUUCAGGGAUGUUAAUUUGGGAGGACGGUAGUUUGGAGAUUCUAAAUGCAUCAAAAAGUGACGAGGGCUCAUACACCUGCUAUGCCGAGAAUGACCGUGGCAAAUCCAACAGCACGGGCACCCUCAUAAUCACUGAGGCCACCAAGAUCACAGUGGCUCCAUCAGACACUCAGGUGGUUGUUGGUGACAGUACAGUUUUACAGUGCUCUGCAUCCUAUGACCCCAGUCUGGACAUCACCUUCAUCUGGACUGUUGACUCCUACCUGAUCAACUUCUACACAGACUGGGAGCACUACGAGCAUCUCAUGGGUUAUGAGAACAAUGGAGACCUGUUGAUCAAGAAUAUUCAGGUCAGACAUGCAGGACGCUAUAUCUGCACAGCACAGACCAUAGUGGACAACGCCACAGCCGAAGCUGAUGUUUUUGUCAAAGGCUUGCCUGGUCCUCCUGGUGGUGUCCGUGUGGAAGAGAUUGGAGACACAUCUGUAAAAGUGCGUUGGAGUCUAGGAUCUGAUCAUGGUAGUCCACUUAUUCAACACGUCAUACAGACACGAGACUUCUACGCACUGGACCCAGAGGACUGGAGGACUGCAUCCACCUCUCCUGUGUUUUUGGACGGGUCAGCGGAGUCGGCCACUGUGCUUGACCUCUACCCCUGGAUGCAAUAUGAAUUCCGUGUGUAUGCCAUCAAUGAAUUUGGAGCUGGGGAAAGCAGUCGUCCCUCCAUUAAAAUCAAGACAUGGGAUGCCAGGCCCACAGUAGCUCCUUCUGACGUCAUUGGCCAAGUGGGAAUAAGUGGAGAGCUAAUCGUUACAUGGAGUCCUGUGAAACCUCAGUACUUCUUUGGUAAAAAAUUUGGCUAUGUCGUGGCGUUUAAGCAGCAUGAGGAUUAUGAGUGGAAAUGGUCGACCGUGGAGGAUCCUGAGACCAGACGGUAUGUCUACAAAGAGAACGUGACCCCAGACACUGAGAUUCAGGUUAAAGUGAGCACCUACAACAACAAAGGAGAAGGACCUUCCAGUCUUAUCACAGUGGUCUACUCUCCAAGACUUGCACCCACUGAAGCUCCUUUAGAUGUGUAUGCCAGGCAAGUCACCUCCACAGAAGCUUUGGUCUGGUGGCUACCAGUCUACCAGGCACCUCCAAACUGGCUUGAUGGAUACCAGAUUCGUUACUGGAGGAAGUAUGAUGAUAAUGAGGCUGCAGCCUGCCGAGUCCUGGUGCAUAGAACAGUCAACCAAACCCGCCUAGAGAACAUGCGUCCCGACUCUCACUACCUUAUAGAGGUACGAGCGUUCAACGGUGCCGGACUCGGACCACCCAGCGAGCACUGUGAAAUGUUCACCAGGAGACCACCCCCAAGUCGUCAUUUGAGAGUAUACAAAUAUGUCAGCUUUACACGCAAAUGGCUUUAUCUGUACUGGGAUCACAUUUAUAACUACUGGAAUGAAUCCUAUGUGGAGGGUUAUAAGAUUUUGUUCCGGAAGGAAGGAGAGCGUUAUGGGAAGCUUUACACCACAGGUAGACACUACAUAGAUUUCCCCAUGCCAGAGACUGGAGAUUACAUCAUCGAGGUCCGAGCUCGCUGCGAGGGAGGAGAUGGACCCAUAUCACAGAUCAGAAUUCAAGGUAAAGCGGCUCUUUGUGCAAGUUCUCUCAGCUUGGCCUCGCUCCUUCUGCUGACUCUGGGCUGGAUGAAUCUAGGCCUGUAGGCAAACUCACUAUCAACCAAAUGAUGGUUGGGAUACAGGGAUGGUUGUCAUGAAGCAGAUACAUUUUUAUGUUUUAUUUAUGUACUCCGUUUGAGAAUGGCCACAUGUCAUUUGAUUCUGUAUAAGACUCAAUCAGCAUCUCGGAAACCUCUUCACUGAAUAUACAGUAAAUCAUUUGUUUGUAUUAACCCUCUAGAUUUGCCUUACUAAAUGCCCACAAUCAACUAAUGAAACUUUGUUGUAAAGCACAUACUGUAUUUUAGCAGGUUAUUAGUUGUUCAGAAAUAAUAAAUAUGUUAUUAUUACAGAAGUUAUAUGUUUGCAAUCAUCAUUUUCCAUGUCAACUGCUGCACUGUAUUAUUGUCCAAUAAGAGUUCACAUUUUUAAAUUGAUGCAUUCGUAAUUGUUUAAUACAUUGUUUGUGCAAAUAUUUUCAAUUAUGUUUCCAGAUCUUUUGUCACUGUGUUUGAUUUAUAAAGCUUUUAUAUACGUUCAUACUGCUGUUUCUUCUGUAAAAUUGUGACUUUAUCAGUAAACAUUGGCAACAUCACAAGACAAAGUGCUUCUCUUGCUUUAGUCUUCCUAGCCAGUCAAAAAUGUGACUGGAACUAUAACCCCAUUGAAAUCAAAUCAUUAAAUGUUAAUUCCUUUUC
This is a messenger RNA of Xyrauchen texanus (razorback sucker), 3935 nucleotides long. It is a transcript of the gene cntn1b, whose product is annotated as contactin 1b. Gene Ontology annotation, biological process: cell-cell adhesion; brain development. Bases 193 to 3282 code for a protein of 1029 amino acids. Gene Ontology annotation, molecular function: cell-cell adhesion mediator activity. Lineage: Eukaryota; Metazoa; Chordata; Actinopteri; Cypriniformes; Catostomidae. The transcript has 24 exons. The record is from RefSeq and is a predicted model, not a curated record.